AUACCAUGUGCACAUGAUGCCUUGCCAGCCUGCGGACACGCAGGGUGGAAACCCAAGAGACCGUAUAAAGCAGGGUUCUCGACUUUGGCCCUAUCGACAUUUUGGACCUGGUGAUUCUCUGUUGAGGGCCUGUCCUCUGCUCUGUAGGAUGUUGAGCAUCAUAGCAGCAUCCCUGACUACACGUAAGAUCCCAGUAGCACACACCCUCCCCUGCACCCCUACCCAAGGGGUCGUGACAACCAAAAAUGUCUUCAGACACUGUGUAGUGUCCCAGGGCAGGAGGUGGGGAGAAUCACCCUCAGUUGACACCCUCCAUAUAAGGUGAUGGUUGGGCACAGGCUUUGCAUUAGAACCGGGUUUGUGUUUUUACUCUGCCUUGUACUCUCUGAGUGACUUUGGCCAAAUUCUUAACUCCUUUGAGCCUCAGUUUUCUCACCAACAAAAUGAGGAUAACAAUGAUCUUAUCUAUCCCAUGGUUGCUGUGACCCUUGGCUGAAUUAAUGCAUAUAAAUUCUUUAGCGCCUAUCUCGGCCCGGUAAUAAACGGUAAAUAGUAGCUGUUUUUACUGUGGUGGACUUAUGUUACAGACACAUUUAGGGGAAGUGCUCAAAGUGAAGCAAGAGAGGGCAAGAAGUGAGUCUGAACAGUGCAGGUGAAUCCACCCCCACUGACUCCACCCGCUGGGGUGAGCCCAGGAUGAGAGGCAGCCAGAGCUGGGCUGUCCGUCCUUCUUAGGUUCUGUCUUGACUUUGAUUGCAUGAUCAUCUAGGCAGGGGCUCUCAGCCUCGCCACUCUAAGCAUUUGGGGCCAGAUAAUUCUCUGUUGUGGGGCUGUGCUGGGCAUUGUAGGAUGUUGAUCAGCUUCCCUGGUCUCGACCCACUAGAUGCCAAUAGCACCCUCCCCCCUCCCCCAGUCAUGUCAACCGGAAGUGUCCAGACAUUGCUCAGUGUCCCCUGGUGGGGGGAGCCUCCCCCACACAGUUGCCCCCCAUUGAGAACCCCUGAUCUGGCCGGACCAAGUAUUAGUCCAGAGAUUUUCAAGGGUGGUUUGGCUUUCAUCAGUUCUCACCUUACUUUUUGAUUUAAGACCUAACCCCAGAGAGGAUGGGAUGCAGCUGAGUUUUUAUUAAUGAGCUAGAACUCAAAACAGUUGGAAUCCUCAGUUCACUUGAUUCUCACCACCCCCUUCCCCUGCCCUAAACUUAAUUCUUAGGAGAAGUGAGAAGCAAUUUUUCAAAGUUUUCAUGAAGCUAUGAUAAACAUUAACCCUGGGGUUUGUCCUGAGGUCAACUCUUGCAUGCCUCUCACACCCGGGGCAGAUGGGGCCUGGCGGUAGCUGAGGGUGCCAUGCUAAAGUCUUUAUGUACUUGGAAGAAAAUUUAAGUUUUGACAGGGAUCCUGUGUAUGGACAGAAAAGCUUGCAGUUCUGCAAGUUUAAAACUUCUCCACCGCAUCUCCAGCCUGCCUCCCAGUUAACUGGAAAAUGGACUCACCCCAGCAGUCCCGUUGCCUGCAGGCAUCAUGGGGUAUGAGGGCCGGUCGGGAUCUGCUGUGUGCUUGUACGCUGAAGGAGCUGGAGAGAGAGGAGGCGACAGGAAGUUCCUAGGGUCAGAGCCAGGAAGCUUAGAAUGGCCUUGGGAGCAGGGACCGUGUUUGGGGCCAGCCAAGGGGGCAUUUUAGGUACCAGUCGAAUUCCUGCCUAGUAAGUGAGUUCAGGCCCAGAGAAUAGACUGGGGUAGAGUGGGAAAUGGGGGCCAUUUGGGGAACAAUGGAAUGCAUCUGGGGGACUUGAAAAGGGCCUUUCUCAUGUAAUGGAAACUACCUGGGAAAGGCAGCUGGUAUUGACCUGGCCGAGCCUUGGUAGCUCUCCAUGGUACUUUGAAACCAUCAGGAGGCAGAUGGGUUUGCUUCGUUGUCUAUUCAGGAUCUGGUGGUAGUGCUGGCAGCAAGCAGCAGGGGUUCUCUGUUUUGUUUGAAGGGGGUUUGUUUUUGCCACCUCGUGCAGUAACCUUCCUGUGGUUCCACAAGCCGUGUUCGGUGUGGCUGUGCACUGCUUGGUAGAAAACUAUACAGCACAGAGUCUCAGAGUAAAGUCCCUGUACUCCACUUCAUCCUUGGUUGUCUUGGCACUUGGUGCUAUUGCGUAGCACUCGCUGUGAAUAUUAACCCUGACCGUGCUUCACGCUUAUUUAAGGAGGUUGUGGAGGAGAAUUAAAACUGAUGCUUUGGCUGCACCAUUGGAGAUUGUUGCAGGAGGUCCGCAGUGUCUAGGGCCCCACAGAUGUUUUACGACAUGGAGCCAGAGUCAAAAACCACAGGCAGAGAUUGUAACCUUACUUUGGGGGCAAGCAGACAUAUAUAAUUUGGCUCAUUUAGGUUUGUCUUUGUUUGCUUUUAAUUAGGAGCCAACACUUAAGAAUUCCGAGAUUUCAGGGGAAAGAAUAAUCCAGGUUUCUGAUUUCUCUUGAAAAACAGCAACCAGCCUCAGCCUGCGUUCCUGCACAGUAAUGAUUUGCCAGGACUAAGGAGCAGCUGCCACCUUGAGAUAGACUGUGCCUUCCUAGACACUGCGGUCUCCACCGACUUGCUUGGGACCUGGCCCGCUUCCCCCUUUUCCAGUGCCUGCCUGACCUUGGCUGCCAUUUGGGCUUCAGCCCUGUCGUAGCACCUCUUAGACAGGUGCUUGGCCUGAGUGGGGCCUGUAAGGAGAUCCAUGUGGGUUUCUCCCCUGUCUCAAGCCCCAAAGGAAUUUUAGACCGGAACUGACUGGCAGGCUCCGGUUGAUAGCUUGUGGCACAAUCGGAAGUGCCCUUGGUUUGUGUCGUGUCUCUGCCACUUACUUGCCCAGGAGCUUGGGCAAAUUGUUUGACCUCAAUUCCUGCAUCUGUAGAAUGGGAACGAUGCUAAUCAAGUCUGAGGAUUGUUGUGUGAAAGGAACAUAUGGCAUGGGAUUGGCCCACUGGUAGGUGCGGAUCUUUGUCAGUUACUACUGGCUGUUAGUCUUCUGAUUGGAUGCCUAGGUAGAGAGAAAGCUCCUUUCGGGUUAUAGCCAAGUUUCAUUGAGACGUUCCAGUGGGAUCUGUCCUGUGUAUCGUGGGAUGUUUGGCAGUGCCCCUGACCUCUACCCAAAUGUCUCUAGACGUUGUCAGAUGUCCCCCCGGGGGCAAAAUCGCACCUGUUUGAGUACCCCUGUGGUAGGGGAUUCUGUUGACCCUCCCCCUGCCAAGAGACUGUGCAACAUAGUCAUCUGAUCUACUAAAGUCCUAGGAUGCUGCACACAUUUAAAUACACAAAUGGAGCCGGGAGGGAGAGAGGAGGUAAUUCACAGAUGCUGGGGCAUCACCCUGGUUUGUGCCGUCUGACCCACUGAGAAUUUACUUUGGUGUAUAAUGUGAGUUAGGGAUCUGACUCAGUCUUUUUCUCAUCCUCAGCACAGUUGAUAUUUGGGGUUGGAUCAUUUGUGGUUGGGGGAGCAUCCUGUGCACAGUAGGAGGCUGAUCAGCAUCCCUGACCUCCAUCCACUAGAUGCUGUUAGUAACUCCUCCCCAUCGUGAUACCCAGGAAUGUUUUCAGACAUUGCCCAGUGUCCAGGGGGUGGAGUUGGGGGCAAAAUAAAAGUGUCCAAGAAUAAACUGUUUGCCAACUAGAGCUUAGGGCUCACCCUCCCAACCUUUUUUUUCCAUUAUGGCCUUUUGGCAGCUGUAGGCAUCAUGGACUUCAUGUGCCUGUUAAGGGGGACCAGUGUUUUCCAUGACCUUCAGCACUGUUCCAAGUUCCAGGUGGGGACCUUCCGAGAUGCUCUGCAUCUGGGCCAUUCCCUUUCACGGGGGCUGAAGCCCAAGGCCGUGUCUGUAAGAGGAGUCAGCCUGUCCCAGUGUGCCCACCUCCAGCCACUGAGUCUAGGAGCCCAGCUCAUCCUUUCCAGUGGAUCGUUUUGACUCACUGGGCACUCAUUCUCCUGAAACCUGACAGAGACGACAGUGGUUUCUCCAUGCACGUGUCUAGGAGAAAAGCCUGCCAUUGCUCCGCCCGUCUUUGUGUUUCAGAAGGAUAAAGGACAAAAGUUUUCCGAGUGGUAUUUUCAAGAUACAUCAACCUCUGCCGUCCCCUGUCCCUUGGGCCCUGACCAGUGCAUACAUGUGUUUUUAUCAUUUGUCCUUUGGAAGUUCAGUCACUGUGAAGGGGCUUGAUGUGCUUCUGGCUUUUAGAGUACUGUUUUCACGGUUGAGGUGGUUCUGUUGCUUCGUAAUUCAAAGGCUGACUUACACGUGUCACCUUCAGAAGGUUGAUGCCAAUUGCGUAAACGGGGUGAGGUUGAACCCGAAGAGUCUCCAGGGAGGUGCUCGUCACCGUGAAACUGUGCGCAUCAAAAUAUUGACUCAGUGCCAGCUCUAAAUGGGCUUCUAGAAAUAACUGACCUCCAGCUCUUCAGAGUUCGCCUGCUGUCACACUUGUGUGACAAGAUCAUCGGAAGGGCACGGAAAACCUCUGCGUCUAACGGCAGAGGCCGGAGGAGCCUGCAUGUCCGUCGGGGCCGCCCUCUGAGCUGCCGGGUGGGCGGCUGCCCAGUGGACACAGAGCCCUCCUCCUUUCUCUGCUGCUAUGACAGCUCGGGCGUCGGGCGGGAAGGAAGCGGAGAGGCUUGGACAGCCGGCUUCAUGGCCGCAUGGCUCCCCGGCCCAGGGGAAGCGACGGGAAGUCCUCUGCAGAGCAAAAAGACUUGUCGGAUUCGGGAGAGGAGCCUCGGGGGGAGGCUGAGGCCCCCCACCAUGGCACGGGUCACCCCGAGUCAGCUGGUGAGCAUGCCCUAGAGCUUCCUGCCCCCGCUAGCGCUUCAGCCAGCGCUCCUGAAGCCCAGCUUCCUCCUUUUCCACGAGAACUGGCAGGGAGGUCAGCCGGAGGCUCCAGCCCCGAAGGUGGAGAAGAUUCUGACCGAGAAGAUGGAAAUUACUGCCCUCCCGUCAAGCGAGAAAGGACAUCCUCUUUAACGCAAUUCCCGCCUUCACAGUCAGUAUCAAAAAACAAUGUUUUUAUGCCAUCCACCUUCUGCGAGCCAUCUGCAGGCAAUUCUGACUCAGAACCAGAGGAAAAGAGCAGUGGAUUCCGGUUGAAGCCGCCGACCCUGAUCCACGGCCAGGCACCCAGUGCAGGUCUGCCGAGCCAGAAGCCCAAGGAGCAGCAGCGGAGCGUGCUUCGCCCAGCAGUGCUACAAGCCCCGCAGCCAAAGGUGCUCUCACAGACCGUCCCGAGCAGCGGCACCAACGGGGUCAGUGUCCCGGCAGACUGCCCAGGGGCAGCGACAUCGGCUUCGCCUGACAACCCCGCCCGGAGGAGUCCCUCUGACGAGGCGCCAGCACUUGAGGAGAAAGACUCGCAGAAAAAUGAGUCUAGCAGUGCUUCUGAGGAGAGCUGCGAGAAGAAGGAGCAGCUUGCACAGCAGGCGUUUGUGUUCGGGCAGAACCUGAGGGACAGAGUUAAGUUAAUAAAUGAGAACGCUGAAGUAGUGGACAUGGAGAACGCCGGACACCCCAGUUCAGAAGCACCAGCCGCCACCAACUACUUCCUUCAGUACAUCAGCUCCAGUUUAGAGAGCUCAGCCAACAGUGCCGACGCCGCCAGCAGCAAAUUCAUAUUUGGCCAGAACAUGAGUGAGCGCGUGUUGAGCCCACCCAAGUUAAACGAGGUCAGCCCGGAUGCCAACAGAGAAAACACAGUGGCCGAGUCCGGGUCCGAGUCCUCGUCCCAGGAGGCCACCCCCGAGAAAGCUAAUAACAUUGCAGAGUCACUGGCCGAGUCGGCGGCCGCCUACACCAAGGCGACGGCGCGGAAGUGCUUGCUGGAGAAGGUGGAGGUGAUCACCGGGGAGGAGGCCGAGAGCAACGUGCUGCAGAUCCAGUGUAAGCUGUUUGUCUUUGACAAGACCUCGCAGUCGUGGGUGGAGAGAGGCCGGGGGCUGCUCAGACUCAACGACAUGGCAUCGACAGACGAUGGGACGUUGCAGUCCCGACUAGUGAUGCGGACCCAGGGCAGCCUGCGGCUGAUCCUCAACACCAAGCUGUGGGCCCAGAUGCAGAUGGACAAGGCCAGUGAGAAGAGCAUCCGCAUCACAGCCAUGGACACGGAGGACCAGGGCGUGAAGGUCUUCCUGAUCUCGGCCAGCUCCAAGGACACGGGCCAGCUGUAUGCGGCCCUGCACCACCGCAUCCUGGCCCUGCGCAGCCACGUGGAGCAGGAGCAGGAGGCCAGGACGCCGGCCCCCGAGCCCGGGGCGGCCCCGUCCAACGAGGACGACAGCGACGACGACGACGUCCUGGCCCCGUCGGGGGCCACCGGAGGCGGCGCUGGCGACGAAGGGGACGGGCAGACGGCCGGGAGCACAUAGCGCCGGGAGCCGGCUGCCCACGAGCCUGCUGCUUUGUCCGUCUGUCUGCCCGCCCGCCCGCCCCUCCCUCCGGCAGCGUCGAGGCGCGGGGCUCGGGAACCACACUCCCCGCUGGGUGGCCACAGUCUGGAUCCGCACGUCCCGUUCAGAAGCAGACUCGGGAACUGCCUGAAUGUGGUUUGGGACACGAACCUCAUCAUAUUGAUGAGCAAAACGAAAAAGAACAUUUCUUCCCUCCCCACCUUGAAUUGAAAUGGCACAUUAAGACUUGUCACGGCUUCUCACUGGGACUGGGACCCCUCGUUUCUUCACCCCACCCUCGUCGUGUCGCCAGCUCUCCCCACCUCCACCUGCCCGGGCACCGGGUCUGUCCACACAGUGUCACGCUGGGCCUGCUGGACCUUCUGUUACUACUGUCUUUACCUCCCAGCUCCCACGUUCUGAUUUGGGGGGUUUAUUUUUAGACCUUUUCUUUCCCCCCCAAGGCUUUGUGUUUGGUUUCCUAAAUCGAGGCGCUUCUCUCCUGUGUGUUGAGCAGGCACGGCUCCGUCGUGGGCUGCGUCCUCGUUCCCCCUGUGGCCCCCGGCCCCCGUGCUGGGGGUGCUCCCCACCUGGGGUUCCUCCAGGCCAAGUCGUGGGGUGCGGAGGGGUUGGGCCCUGGGCCUGGAGAGCCUAUCUAGAAAAGGGUCACUGGGCGUGGGAGGGCGUGGGAGGGCUUCCCCCCCCAUCCUCCUGUCUGUCCCCAUAACAUGGGUCACCCGUCAUCAGGCACCCAGGUGCAAACCUGCUUCCUGCUGUUGGCCGUUCCUUCCUUGCCCAGCCCUGGACAUCUCUGCCCCCAAGACCGUUGAGGGCUGGGGGCCUCUGUGAGAGGCAGAGGGGGACCCUGGCAGGGCCUUCAAGGAGGGGGCAGCGAGCAGACCGGUUCCAGACAACGGGCAGAACCCAUGCUCGCAGCACACACAGGAGCGGCGCCCUCUGCCCGCCCCACCCCGUAGCGUGGCCAAGAGCCAGCUGGGUGCCGCCCACCUGGCGGGGCCCGCAGAGGAGGCCUCUGUGCACAGGGCCCUCACAGGGUGAGGGGGAGGCCCGUCUGAGCUGUGCCGCCCACACCUCAGGGUGGCCUGUGCAGCCCGCAUCUGCGUCCGCGCCUGAGCCACGGGACGACACCAAAGGCCCUCCCAGCAGAUCCGGUCACACUUCUCUGCUUUAAGCCUUAGCCAACUAGUGACAAGUAAAACCAGAUAACGCCCAUGUGUUUUGGAACAUUUAUGUAAGAUUGUCAUAUGAAAUGUAUUUGGGAACUACAUUAAAACUUUUAACUAAAA
Messenger RNA from Delphinapterus leucas (beluga whale), 7709 nucleotides. Lineage: Eukaryota; Metazoa; Chordata; Mammalia; Artiodactyla; Monodontidae. The record is from RefSeq and is a predicted model, not a curated record.